AUGGUUAAGCUAGGAAAAAAGUCCAAACGGACGCCCGUACGUCUACGACACAAGAUUGAAAAGGCCGGUGCGGCUAAGCAGCGGAAAUUAAGGAAACAGGCGAAAAAUGAUCCUACAUGGCGCUCCAAAGUCAAGAAAGACCCCGGUAUUCCCAACCUGUUCCCGUACAAGGACAGACUGCUGGCAGAUAUUGAAGAGAGGAAGCGAUUGAAGCAAGAAGAGCUGUUGCGCGCUCGUGAAGAGGCUCGUGAGCGUCGCAAGGCGGAGAGACAGGCUGCUGGUAUUGAGCAAGUCGACAACGAGGAUCUCCUUGAUGACGGCGAUAUCGACCUCGACGAUGACGAUGAGAUGGACGAUGGAGGCGACGACUCAAACCCAAUGGCGGCUCUUCUCGCGUCUGCGCGGGCGAGGGCAGCAGAAUACGAGGACGACGAUGAGGAUGAUGAUGAUGACGACGACGAUGAGAUGGACGAUGACGAUGACGACGAGAUGGAUGAGGACGGCAAGGAAGGAGCCGGCGUAAUUUUGAAUCAAAAGGAUAUCCCCACGCUCGCAUCACAAGUCACAUCCAAAGAAAGCUCGCGACGGGCGUUCGACAAGGUCUUCAAGCAGGUCGCCUCUGCCGCCGACGUGAUCCUCUACGUGCUUGACGCCAGAGAUCCGCAGGGUACACGAUCCAAGGACGUCGAGCGCGAGAUCAUGGCCGCCGAAGCAGGCUCGAAGCGGCUCAUCCUCGUCCUGAACAAGAUCGACCUGGUGCCUCCGCCAAUUCUGAAGGCCUGGCUCAUUUACCUUCGACGAUAUUUCCCCACGUUGCCUCUCAAGGCUUCCAAUGGCGCACCCAACGCACACAGCUUUGACCACAAGCAAUUGAGCGUCAAGGGCACGUCUGAAACAUUGUUCAAGGCCCUCAAGUCCUAUGCGCACACCUCCCAGCUGAAACGCGCCAUUUCUGUCGGCGUCAUCGGCUAUCCCAAUGUCGGGAAAUCGUCAGUCAUCAACGCUCUCACAGCACGCCUCAACCGGGGCCACAGCAGCGCAUGCCCAACUGGUGCCGAGGCCGGCGUGACAACCAGUCUGCGAGAGGUCAAGUUGGACAGCAAGCUCAAGCUGAUCGAUUCGCCCGGUAUCGUCUUCCCGAACUCGUCAAACAACAAAAAGUCAUCGUCCUCGUCCAAGAAGGAGAGUGAUGACGCCCGUCUCGUGCUUCUCAACGCCGUUCCCCCCAAACAAAUCACCGACCCGGUUCCCGCGGUCAAUCUCCUGCUCAAACGUCUCUCUAGCACCGAGGCGCUUUUCCAGAAAAUGCUCGACAUGUACGGAAUCCCACCACUGUUCCCGUCCAACGGCGACAAGACGAACGAUUUCCUUAUCCAAGUCGCCCGUAAACGCGGUCGCUUGGGUAAAGGCGGCGUCCCCAAUAUCCAGAGCGCGGCCAUGACUGUCAUCAACGAUUGGCGUGAUGGACGAAUCCAAGGCUGGGUUGAGCCGCCAACGUUGCCUGUCGUGGGCAUCGCGACCGACGGCUCUGCUGGUGACAGCAACAUUGCCGGUGCGGACACAAAGGAGAUCGUGUCAGGAUGGGCCAAGGAGUUCAAGAUUGAGGGCCUUUGGGGUAAUGGCGAGACGGGCAAUGAAGACGAGAUGGUGGUCGAGUAG
Molecule: messenger RNA, 1659 nt
Organism: Talaromyces rugulosus
Lineage: Eukaryota; Fungi; Ascomycota; Eurotiomycetes; Eurotiales; Trichocomaceae
Exons: 3
Coding region: 1-1659 (552 amino acids)
Cellular component (GO): nucleolus
Molecular function (GO): GTP binding
Source: RefSeq, a predicted model, not a curated record